This is a messenger RNA of Aspergillus fischeri NRRL 181, 249 nucleotides long. RefSeq lists its product as uncharacterized. The record is from RefSeq and is a predicted model, not a curated record. The transcript has 2 exons. Bases 1 to 249 code for a protein of 82 amino acids. NCBI's taxonomy places the organism in Eukaryota, Fungi, Ascomycota, Eurotiomycetes, Eurotiales, Aspergillaceae.
AUGAGCGUCCAGCAGGAUGAAAUGACUCUGUCAGAUGCACUCAACAAGACCAUCAUUGAUCUGACUGCCUCCCCUGUGUUUGGGGCCCCCGACAGCACGACCGUGACCAAGGCAGUAACAGGCCUUGAGCCGAGCAUUGUUACGCUCCUCGACAAGAUCAUCGACAAGAUCAUCGACAAGAAAACUUGUUCGGAUCCGCCGGUGCGACCAGCGUCGUCUUGUCGGACCUCGAAACCCUCCAGGGUCUGA